Molecule: messenger RNA, 805 nt
Organism: Vicia villosa (hairy vetch)
Lineage: Eukaryota; Viridiplantae; Streptophyta; Magnoliopsida; Fabales; Fabaceae
Product: auxin-binding protein ABP19b-like
Exons: 2
Coding region: 218-757 (179 amino acids)
Cellular component (GO): cell wall
Molecular function (GO): manganese ion binding
Source: RefSeq, a predicted model, not a curated record
CCUUCAUUGCAAGUGAUUUAGGUAUUGGCUCCACCAUACUGGAGGAUUUUCUUUGACGAUCAUUGAGAAUCAGAGUAUGUUUGGUCAACAUGCUCAUGGAACUAAGGGUCUCGAUAAACAUCAUACCCCACUAGUUUCAUCCCUUUCUAAUUUACCUCUCAUUUGGUUUUUAUUUUCUCAGGACGUGAACUUAUUGAAGUCAUAGUGGGCAAACUUAAUGCUUCCAAACACUCCUUCAGGAUAUCCAUGCAAGCCAGAAAAAAGUGUAACUAUGAAUGACUUUGUGUUCCAUGGCUUUGUACCCGGAAACACAAUAGAACCUUUUAAUUUUAGAAUAACCACUGCAUUUGUCGAUAGUUUUUCGGGUCUUAAUGGACUUGGUAUCUCUGCAGCAAGGGGAGAUAUUGAUAUAAAUGGAACAAUACCAAUGCAUACUCAUCCUGAUGCAACUGAAUUACUUAUCAUUGUUAAAGGUCGAGUGACUGUUGGAUUUAUUACAUCGACAAAAGUUUAUUCGAAAGUUGUUAAGCAUGGUGAUAUUGUUGUUAUUCCAAAGGGACAAUUGCAUUUUAUAGCUAACUCUGGUGUUAGAAAAGCUAUUCUUUUUGAAGCUUUUACUAGCUCAAAUCCUAGUGUGCAAAUACUGGAUAAUCAGUUAUUUGGAAACAACUUAUUAACCUCCUUGAUUGCACAGACUACUGCACUUGAUGUGUCACAAAUUAAGAAGCUUAAGGCUCAAUUUGGAGGCAGCAACUAAGAUUGGUUACUUAUGAAUCAUCCUCUUCUAUAUAGUUUUAAAUUAAGU